AUGGCGGCGGCGGCGACGGCAGUGGCAGUUUGGCAGCACCCAUUCGUGGAUGUUUUCAAGCACGUGGCAACUGUGCGUAUGGAGACCAUGAGCCGUGGCGACGUGGAGCAGCUCAUGGACAAACACAUUCGAAAGAACGUGUAUCGGUUGCGGGGCAAGAUCGCCGCGUCCAACUACUUGCGCAUCCCAAAGGACAUCCACGCACUUCCUAACAUGCAUCUCACAGGCCGGUUUGUGUACAUGGAGCUCCGACGGAUGCAGUCGUCCGAGUCCGUCACGUUUCACUUUGAAGUUACGACGCGGAAAAAGACCGUGCUGCGCUUCACGUUUAGCACCAUGUACUCGAACGUCCGAAGCAUGGGGAUCAACUUGCGGUUGCCUCUCACGCUCACGGAGAAGUGGACGGUGUUGGCACUGGACAUGUUUCAACUGUUGGACUUGCAUACGUCUGCGUCCUACCACCGCGAAGGGUACGAAGCUCUGAAGGCCAUGCUGCUGUGCUCGUCGAUGUAUGUGCGGGGUGUGUUCACGUCGGACAUUCUGUACCUUCCCGAGACGCUGCCCAAAGCAAUGCAGUUCCCGCUAGUAAAAGCAAUGGACGAUGCUACGAAUGCAUGGGACGCGUCGUACGAUUGGCGAUGGAUGCCCCACCUUCCCACCGACUCGUCGACGUCGUCUGGCCUGGCCCUCGCCCCCCCCACUCAACUCCACGACGUCACAACGUUGCACUCUCCGUCGUCAACAUGUGACUCCCCAACCAAGUCCGAGCCGUCCCCCAACGCUCCCAGCAAGUCGCCGCCGUCGUCGCAUGCAUUCAACCCCACGACGCCCGACGACUGCGAGACCCAAAUGGACGCUUCUCGUGUUAAAGUGCUCGACAAAGCCGACAUGAUCCUCAAGACAGCAGGCAUCCAUCGCACGUCGCCUCCCAAGUCGUAUAUCAAGGCCAAGUACGAGCCCACAGGCGUGUACACCCCGCAAAAGUACGGCCAGCACGCCGGCUUUCACGCUGCAAACCCUGUUGCAUUUCCAUCCCCUGCGCUGUCGUUGCGUCGGGUGAUUGGGUACUCGGUGGAGCGCCGCCGAGCGCUGGCAUGGGCGUCGACAUCGUCCACGUUCUUUUACGCGUGCGAGUCGACGGUGAUUGUCGGUCGGCGCCCCCCCCCGUCUGGUCAAAGCGAAACGACCUCGUCCCCUUUCGUUGAUCAAGAGUUCCUCCUUGGGCACACCGACGACGUCACAGCACUCGCGUACUCGUCGGCCGCGGGCUUGCUGGCGUCGGCUCAGGGCGGCGUGUCCCCCAGCAUUCGUUUCUGGCUCCUCUCCCCAAAGGGGCACUGCAUCGCGUCGGUGAAAGCGCACGCCCACGGCGUGGACACCAUCGCAUUCUGCCCCCACGGCACACAACUGUGCGGCGUCGGCCACGACAGCAAGCGCCGGACGCAAAUCCUCGUGUGGGACGUCACGACGCCGUCGCAGCCCGUGUGCGUGGCCAAACAGUUGACCGAUUACGCGAUCGCCAACAUCAAGUUCUCGCCGCACGAGCCGGACCGCCUCGUGUCCUGCGGCCGCGAAAGCAUCCGGUUCUGGCGCGUCAAGAACGGCCACCUCCCCGGGUGUGCCGUCGUAUUACACGAGUACGCGCGCGACACGCUCUUUACAGACCUGGAUUUUGACCCAGUCGUGAUGGGCAACCAGCCGAGCCGGCCGCUGUACGUGGCGUCCUCCCACGGCACGGUCCUCGUCGUCGACUACGACUCGAUGGCGCUCACGUGCGUGUACAAGCUGCACGACGGCCCCAUCCACUGCCUCCGUGUGAACGAAGGGUUCUGCGUGACCGGGGCCGCCGACGGGUACCUCCGGGUGUGGCCCCUCGACUUUUCCGACUUUUACCUCGAGGCGUCGCACGAAGCGCCGGUCGCGUCGGUCGAUCUGUCGGUCGACGGGCUGCACGCGCUCAUCGGGUGUGUGAACGGCACCAUUGGUGUGCUUGAGAUCAGCACUCAGCAGUACACGACCGUCGUGCGCGCACACACGGGCGCCAUCAGGGCGCUGGCACUGUCGCCGCGCUCCGACUCGUUUGUAACGACGUCGACAGACGGCACGAUCCGCGUGUGGGAUGUGACCACGGGCACGCAAACGUACGAGUUUCAAGACGACGACAGGGCCGCGACUGCCAUCGCGUACCACCCCCGAAGGGACGUGGUGGCGGUCGGGUUUGCGUCUGGCACGCUCCGGCUCUUUGACAUUCCGACCAUGCAAAUCCACGAAACGUACCAGCAGCACCGCGGCGCCGUGGCGAGCGUCGUGUACGGCCGGUCCGCGUGCUACUCGAGCGGCGGGGACGACCGCCAGUUGUGCUGCUACCAAGCGCACGCCACUACCGUCCACAUGGUCAACUGCGCGUUUCCAGAUGGCCAAGGACAUUUGGCACUGGACACCACGCUCAAACUAGUCGCCGUGGUGGGCAAAGACGCCCUGGCGAUUGAACUCCGAGACAUGUACACGCUGCGCAUCGUGCGGUCCGUUCGCGGCAAACAUGCCCCGCCGCUGACACUCCUCGGGUUUGUCCAGUCCCAAGUGGUGGCGCUCGAAGCCCCGUCCCAACGCGUCGUGUUCUUCUGUGCGACGUCGGGCGCGACGCUGCAUACGUUUCCGGCGCUCUGCAGUGGCGGGCCCAUGGGCGACGUCGCGUUCACUUCGUCGGGACGGUACGCCUUCACCGGACGGGUCGACCAGUCCCAACUCCACGUGGUGAUGCUGGAAACGUCCACGCAAUUGCGCGCCGUCCAGUUGUUUGCGGGUCAGGCGUCCGGCGUCACCCACAUCCAGCUGUGUGCUGACGGUCGAACUAUCGUGAGCUACGGCGCAGGCUCGGCGGUGUACGUGUGGUCGUUUCACGGACCCUCACCGGACGAUGGAGAGAUGCAGGACAAGGAUGGCUCGCCAGGUAACAAUCCCCACGACGGAGUUGACGACGACGACGAAGCGUUGUAUGACCUGCCCCAGCCAGUGACACGCGAGAAUAACGACACCUGCGACGACGACGACGAGAUGCCCAAUGUCCGCGGACUCCUUCCCACGCCCAUCCAGCCACCGACAAAAGAACGAGAAGUCGUGCACCCGGUGCAAGCCCCCAUGACGUGCUCGCUCCUCCAUACGUUGGGAUGGAACAUGAUGGAGGCUCGGGGGUCGUCCCCCGUGGUUGUGUGGUCGUCCGCGACUGGCCAUGUCGUUGCCGCCGCUGGUGCGACGCUGCUGGUCGAGUCCCCCAACGACCCGCGCCAGAAGACUGUGCGACACCACCGUACGGACGUGUUGGGGCUGAGUGUGUCGCCCGACGAAGGCAUGAUGGCGAGUUAUGACGUGGAAUGUAUCGGGGUCUGGAACUUUGACAGGUGGGAAGACGUACACGUGUCUUUGCUUUGGCCCAAGGAUACCGUCGCUGGUCUAGUUGUAUGGAGCACGGACGGGUCGCAUCUGGUCGGAGUGGCCACGUCAGCUCAUAACCAGAGUACGCUGCUGUUGUGGAACGUCCAGACAAAGCAACUAGUAGCCCAAUCACCCGCCACCAUCCCCCGGACAGCCAUCCGCCAAGCCGUGUGGGUUCUACACGACAGCGACGACAUGCACGACAACAACGUCCUCUUUUGCACCAACGCGCCGUUCCAAGCUUGGGCCGUCGACGACUCCAAGAUGCUCGUUCCCGUGGACCUUUUGCCCGACUCGUCUGUGACACUGUUGCAGACGUCGCCGAGGUUACCCCAUUGCGUCCUCGUGUAUUCCGCGAUGGACCACACUGUGUCCUUCUACGACCUGCGCAGCCACACGAUCACGGGCCCCGUCUCGACGUUGCACCGACGCCAUUCGGUGCGGCACUUGCAUUGGGUGCAUCCAUUUCUGAUCAUCGCCACCGACACCGCUCCGUGUGUGUGGGUGUACGAGCUCCAUCUUGACACGCUCACCGUGUCGCAGCACACGUCGACGACGCCCGACGACUUGGAAAUCCACACGGUGAGGCUGGACUGUCCAAUCGCAAGCAUGUCAUGGAACGAUCGCGGCCAAGGCAUCGUCGUGACCGCGAGCGGGGCGCUGUGGUAUGUGGAGGCGGACGCACACAGCAAGCAGCUGCUCCGACGAGCCCACGACGGUCCCAUCGAGUGUGUCGCCGCCACAGCCACCCACGUCAUAACAGUCUCCCGAGGUCGCAUGAUUCGGCUGUGGCUCACUGCGACGCUCGACCAAGUGGCAGCAACCGAGGUGACGUGCGCCGGAGCGAUUUCUGUGGACGUGAACGCCUCCGGAUGCGUGGUGGGGUUCCAAGACGGGUCGUUUCGCGUGUUUGAUUUGACCCUGACACUGGUGUACUCGUCCUCCGCUAAGUCAAUCGAUAGACUUGACCAAGUUGCACGACCUAUCUCCCCACCAACAACCAGCCCUCAUCGAAAGCCAUCGACCCCCUCCACCGCCCCCGCCGUCCGACCUCCCCUCGACCACGUCCACUUCCUCGGCGACUCGGCAAGUGUCCUCCUUGCAUCCACGAGUGGCCUCUGCCUUCUGUUCAACAUCCCCACCAAACACAUGCAACGCAUCGCGCUUCCCUUCGGGAUGCCCCAUCAUGACUCUGCCCCUCCAAAUGUGCUCGCGUCCCAGACCAAGAUCGACGGGUCCCUAUUGGCUGUACGCAGCGGCGGCUCAUCCACGUGGCUCGUGGUGUGGCAAUCCAGCGCCAGUGAAAAAUGCUACGUCCACGUGUUUGCCAACGGCACGACCACCCAAGACGCAUGGGAGCUCGUCGGGACGAAGCGGGAACACGCCGCGAGCGCUCUGUUCGAGUCGCCGUCGGUUUCAUCGGUGGUUGUGUACGUGUCACAUGGAGCGGUGGAAGGGCGGUGCUAUGUGCAGCGCCAAGUGUUGUGGCGGGUCAACGUCCAUGCAGUGCCGACGUCGAUGGAGCGAUAUGGGGCUCGAGCGCUUCUUUGCCGCAGCAGGGAUACGUCAAGAACGUUGGGUGAACGAGGAGCUGUCCUCCCGUUGUUCUACUUGCUCGAUGUUGCCAGCAGCACCAUCCACAUGCCUACGCCGGAGGAUGUUGAGGCCACCUCGAUCAAUGAGGCCACGGCCUUGGUCGUGUCGGGGUACAAGGUGGUGUCGUGCCGCGCAAAUCGGUUGUCGACCAUUGAAUUGGGUGUCAGUUAG
Molecule: messenger RNA, 5199 nt
Organism: Aphanomyces astaci
Lineage: Eukaryota; Oomycota; Saprolegniomycetes; Saprolegniales; Verrucalvaceae
Exons: 6
Coding region: 1-5199 (1732 amino acids)
Molecular function (GO): protein binding
Source: RefSeq, a predicted model, not a curated record